AGCAACACAUCACCUCGAAUUCGAAAACUGAGAUGAUUGAAGUUCCCGUUGAUAACAAGGUUCAAUUUGGAUUGCAGGAUGAAUGCAACAUUCCGGCAAGAGACGAAUCUGAUGAGUCAAAAAUUUGUUUUGAAACACCAUUGAGUUGCACAAAAGACGCACCAGAUGAAAAGAUCACCAGCUCCGAAGCCCCAUUAAGUGUGACAGGGGAUAAGCUGGACGAGCCGGAAAAAUCAUUUUCAUCUGAUAUCUUGUCCUUGGAUUACUUCAUACCAGAAGUACCUGAUCCUGUCGAUGUUGAACCGCGAGAAAUCCCGACCGAGAAAAAGUCUCCUCCUGAAUUGGAAAAAAGUGAGGGUGAACAGCAAUUGAAGUCAGUCGACAACAACAGCAACAACAGCAAUGAGAAUGAAAAUGUUGCUGAUUGUGAAGAGACGUGCUUGGCUCCUCCUGAAACUGUCCCUGUUGCAAGUGACUUGAAACUGAAAGCCAAAUGGAAGGCAAGGUUGAGUCAGAAAUGGUCCAAGAUUGGAUCUGCUAUGAAGUCCAAAGCCGAGGACAAGCAGACUGNGACUACAAAGAUGAAGAUCAAGAGUUGUUUGUAUGAAAAUGAUGCUCCGUUGGAAGCUGGUCAAGCGACUCCACUGAAACCUGCUGACCAAGACGUCGACGGGAUGGAUAAAAUUGCUUAG
Messenger RNA from Lodderomyces theae, 692 nucleotides. RefSeq lists its product as uncharacterized. NCBI's taxonomy places the organism in Eukaryota, Fungi, Ascomycota, Pichiomycetes, Serinales, Debaryomycetaceae. The annotation marks the transcript as partial. The transcript has 3 exons. The record is from RefSeq and is a predicted model, not a curated record.